AUGUCCAUGUCGAUAGAAGAAUGCCAGACGCCCCGGCCAGGCUUCCCAAAGCCAACACCAAACACCCCAGCAAACAUCAUGCAGCAAUUCAGCAUGGCAGGCAAAGUCAUCGUCGUCACCGGCGCCGCUGAAGGAAUCGGCGGCGCCGUCGCAGACGCAAUGGCCGAAGCAGGCGGCAACGUAGCCCUCUGGUACAACACCAACCCCAAGGCCAACGAGCGCGCCGCCACCCUCGCCCAGCAACACGCCGUCAAGACCAAAACCUACAGCGUCGACAUCACCGACGCCGCGGCCGUGGAACAGGCAAUGGACGCGGUGGUGGCCGACUUUGGCAAAAUCGACGUCUUUGUUGCGAAUGCGGGUACGGGCGACAGUAAGCCGCUGCUGGAGCAGACGCUGGACAGCUACCACGCGCUCAUGAAGGUCAAUGUCGACGGCCCCGUCUACUGCUCCAAGUACGCAGGCGCCGUGUUCAAAAAGCAAGGGUUUGGCAAUCUGAUUCUCACCUCGUCCAUUUCUGCGCACAUUGUCAAUGUGCCCGUCGACCAGCCGAUUUACAAUGGCACAAAGGCGUUUGUCUCCCACCUCGGCAAGAGUCUGGCGCGCGAGUGGAGGGAGUUUGCGAGGGUGAAUAUUGUGUCGCCGGGCUUCUUUGAUACAAAGAUGGGGGCGGGGCCCAAGGUGAUUACCGAGGGCUUGAGGAUGAUUCCUUUGGGGAGGCAGGGCAAUGUCAAGGAGAUCAAGGGCUUGUAUUUGUACCUGGCGAGUGAUGCGAGUAGUUAUACCACAGGAAGCGAUGUCUUGGUUGAUGGCGGUUAUACGCUGCCGUAG
Molecule: messenger RNA, 831 nt
Organism: Plenodomus lingam JN3
Lineage: Eukaryota; Fungi; Ascomycota; Dothideomycetes; Pleosporales; Leptosphaeriaceae
Cellular component (GO): intracellular anatomical structure
Molecular function (GO): oxidoreductase activity, acting on NAD(P)H, oxygen as acceptor
Source: RefSeq, a predicted model, not a curated record